GUCAGGGGAGGUAAAAAUGUCAACAAAUCGUUUCCAAUCAGAGUAGGUACCCUUACUCGAGAAAAAAGGAUAGUAAAUAAUGGGAAGAUACUCUUCUGAAAGUGAAGAGGAAAAGAAGAAAAGGAAGAAGAAGAAAAAGAAAAGAUCUAGGUCCCGUUCAAGGAGUGAAAGUAUAGAAAGUCGCCAUUCUACUAAACAAAAGAAAUCCAAGAAAAAGAAGAAGCGUAAGUCUAGAUCAAGAAGCAGGUCAACUGAUAGAUACAGAAGAUCAAGAUCUCGUAGUUAUGAGAGGUCAGGGUCACGUAGUAGAGAUAGAUACAGGAAAAGGUCAAGGUCAUCAAGUAGGGGUCGAUAUUCAAGGUCAAGGAGCAGAGACAGAAGGAGAAAAAGGUCAAGGUCAUAUGAUCCACACUCAAGGUCAUACAGAAGGUCAAGGUCAUACACUCCAGAUAGAAAAGGAAGAAAAAACAGAUCAUCGGAGGAAAGGGAAGACCCAUGUGCAAAUAUACCAGGAUUUGCUGAUAUGACUCCUGCAGAACAGGCUAAAAUCAGGAUGCACAUGGCUUUAAAAGCAGCAGCUGCAGCAGACGAGAAGUUGAAGGGAGAUGUUACUAAGAGUCAUUCCUCCACCAGUCUACAUGAUUCAAUGGCUUUCUCCCAGGCUUUACAAGAUAUUGAAAGUUCAGGUUUUGCUGCAUCAUCAUUCAAAUCCAGUAGAGGAGACAAGAAGGAGGAGAAGCCACAAAUCGAUGAUUUCACAUUCGGUACUGCAGGGGAAUUAAGACUUGACUCACAGAGAAAACCUGUACUAGUUGAUGUAGAUAAAGAAGAUUUAGCCCAUCCUAGUUUAUAUACAGACCCUGAAGAAAAACUGGAGAAAUGGAUACAAAAAUUGUCUGCAAUGAGACGUAAAAAACUUGAAGGAGAGGCAUUGACUUGAUGUUAAAUAUUAUCAGUAAAUAUGCUGAUACAAAAUAUCUUUACUAUAAAACAAACUGUUCAUCAGUGAUGAAAUUCUGAAAUAGUUUAUAGCAGUCAGUGAUGUUUUGCGAUGCCUCAUAGUUUUAAGGAGACAUGAAAGAAGUCUCAAAGUUAUGUAGCUUGCUAUGUUGUUAUGAUGAAGUUUUAGACAUGACAAAAGAGAGUUUAUUUAAAACAGCAUUCCUCUAUUUUCAUGCUUAUCUUCAUGAAAAUUUAGAAAAAUAUGUUAUAAAUAUCAGAAAUAUUGACAAAAUUGAGAGAGAUUAAAGGCAGAUUCAUAUAUAAAAUUGUUAAUUUGUAAAAGUUGUAUGUGUUUUAAUAUUUCACAUUAUUGUAUUGCUAAAACACAUUUACAUAUCUUGUGAAAGUCAGAUUAAGUUUUAGUUAGCCUGGUUUACAUAAAGUGUAAUUUCUGUCUAGGUUGAUGGCCCUUUUGGUAAUGAAAUGGUUAAUAUUAAGAAGAAACUCCAAUACACAAAAAUGGAUUUUUCUGUAUACUAGUAAAUAGAUCCUUUAGAAAAGUGGUAAAUGAUUUAACUAUAGAUUAAAGGACCUUCACUGAGGUUAAAAAAAACUAUAAAAAAGGAAAUAUACUCAAUGAAAUUGAAUAUCAGGAUUAAAGUGAAAUUUCAUCUUUAAGUCAUUUUGCUCAAUUUCAAUGUUGUUUUUUUGUUGUUGUUUUUUUU
Messenger RNA from Ruditapes philippinarum (Manila clam), 1667 nucleotides. RefSeq names its product serine/Arginine-related protein 53-like. The coding region runs from base 80 to 940 and encodes 286 amino acids. Gene Ontology annotation, biological process: alternative mRNA splicing, via spliceosome. The record is from RefSeq and is a predicted model, not a curated record. The transcript is spliced from 10 exons. NCBI's taxonomy places the organism in Eukaryota, Metazoa, Mollusca, Bivalvia, Venerida, Veneridae. Gene Ontology annotation, cellular component: cytoplasm; nucleus.